This is a messenger RNA of Aspergillus homomorphus CBS 101889, 2874 nucleotides long. Its product is annotated as H(+)-transporting V0 sector ATPase subunit a. The coding region runs from base 158 to 2722 and encodes 854 amino acids. Gene Ontology annotation, cellular component: vacuolar proton-transporting V-type ATPase complex; fungal-type vacuole membrane; vacuolar proton-transporting V-type ATPase, V0 domain. The transcript is spliced from 4 exons. The record is from RefSeq and is a predicted model, not a curated record. NCBI's taxonomy places the organism in Eukaryota, Fungi, Ascomycota, Eurotiomycetes, Eurotiales, Aspergillaceae. Gene Ontology annotation, biological process: proton transmembrane transport; vacuolar acidification. Gene Ontology annotation, molecular function: ATPase binding; proton-transporting ATPase activity, rotational mechanism.
CAGGCAUCGGGGCUCAUUCCAUUAGCUCAGAGCUAUUUCGUUCUCACGCGAAAUCUUAUAUCGUUACUCUAUUGUAUACACUCCCUGAUAUCAGUGCUACCGCGCCCUUGAGUCCUUGCCGUGAAUAGGAACUGCUGCAGGCAGCCUGUCCGUCACCAUGGCUCCAAGGGACACCUUCUUCCGCUCGUCGGAUAUGAGCUUGACCCAGCUCUAUAUCGCCAACGAGAUCGGUAGAGAGGUUGUCAGUGCUCUUGGUGAACUCGGUCAAGUUGAAUUCAGAGAUCUCAACCCCGACACCAAUGCUUUCCAGCGUACCUUUACCAAGGAGAUCCGCCGAUUGGACAAUGUGGAGAGACAGCUGCGUUACUUCCACGGUCAGAUGGAUAAGGCGAGCAUCCCCAUGCGAUCCUCAUCUGAGUUCUCGGACACACUGGCAGCACCCCUGGCCUCGGAGAUCGACGAAUUGGCGGAACGGAGCGAAAGUCUCGAACAGCGGAUUGCCUCUCUAAAUGAUAGCUACGAAACGUUGAAGAAGCGUGAGGUGGAAUUGACGGAGUGGCGUUGGGUUCUCAGGGAGGCUGGCGGUUUCUUCGAUCGCGCCCACAGCCACACCGAGGAAAUCCGCCAGUCCUUCGACAAUGACGAGGCUCCGCUUCUCCGUGAUGUUGAACACCAAGGUACCAACGAUGAUGCGCAGGGUCAGCAGUCUUUCCUGGAGAUGAACAUCGGCUUCGUGGCAGGUGUGAUUCCCCGGGAUCGGAUCGGGGCCUUUGAGCGGAUUCUGUGGCGUACGCUGCGUGGUAACCUUUACAUGAAUCAGUCUGAGAUCCCCGAGGCUAUCAUCGACCCUUCGACCAACGAGGAGACUCACAAGAACGUGUUCGUCAUCUUUGCUCACGGAAAGAGUAUUAUUGCCAAGAUCAGGAAGAUCUCCGAGUCCCUCGGUGCCUCGUUGUACAACGUCGAUGAGAACAGUGAGCUGAGACGCGAUCAAAUCCACGAGGUCAACACCCGUCUGGGCGAUGUUGGGAAUGUUCUCCGUAACACCAAGAACACACUUGACGCAGAGCUUACACAGAUUGCUCGCUCGCUCGCGGCUUGGAUGAUCAUCGUCAAGAAGGAGAAGGCUGUUUAUGAUACUCUCAAUAAGUUUUCUUACGAUCAGGCUCGGAAGACGCUCAUUGCUGAGGCGUGGUGUCCGACCAACUCGCUGGCUCUGAUCAAGUCGACCUUGCAGGAUGUCAACGACCGUGCUGGAUUGAGCGUGCCUACUAUUGUCAACCAAAUCCGAACCAACAAGACUCCUCCCACCUAUGUGCGCACCAACAAGUUCACGGAGGCCUUCCAGACUAUCGUCAAUGCCUACGGUAUUCCCAAGUACUCCGAAGCCAACCCCGGUCUGUACACCGUCGUCACGUUUCCCUUCCUGUUCGCUGUCAUGUUCGGUGACUUCGGUCAUGGUACUUUGAUGUUUGUGGCGGCCUCGGCUAUGAUCUUCUGGGAACGCAAGUUGCAGAAGACAAAGUUGGAUGAACUGACGUACAUGGCAUUCUAUGGUCGUUACAUUAUGUUGAUGAUGGGUAUCUUCUCGAUGUACACGGGUCUGAUCUACAAUGAUAUCUUCUCCAAGUCGUUCACGAUCUUUUCCAGUGCUUGGAAGUGGCCUGAGGACAUCCAACAAGGGCAGACUGUGAACGCAGCGUUGAAGGGCAGCUACCGCUAUCCAUUUGGACUCGACUGGAACUGGCACGGAGCCGAGAACUCUCUGCUGUUCACCAACAGUUUGAAGAUGAAGAUGAGUAUUGUUCUUGGUUGGUCGCAUAUGACUUACGCUCUGUGCCUGCAAUACGUCAAUGCCCGUCAUUUCAAGUCCAAGGUCGAUAUCAUCGGUAACUUCAUUCCGGGAAUGAUCUUCUUCCAGUCUAUCUUCGGUUAUCUCGUCCUUACCAUUCUCUACAAGUGGUCUGUGGACUGGAACGCUCGCGGACAGUCUCCUCCGGGUCUUCUGAAUAUGCUUAUCUUCAUGUUCCUCAGCCCCGGAACCGUCGACGAGCAGCUGUACCCUGGUCAGUCCGGUGUUCAGAUCGUUCUUUUGCUUCUCGCGGUGGUCCAGGUGCCGAUCAUGCUCUUCUUCAAGCCCUUCUACCUCCGAUGGGAGCACAACCGCGCUCGCGCUCUCGGGUACCGGGGUCUUGGCGAACAGUCCCGCGUCAGCGCGCUGGAAGAUGAUGGUGAUCUGGACGGCCGGGCCUCCGGCGGCCGCGACAGCAUGGCCAGCGACGGGGAGGGCGUGGCGAUGAUCGCCCAAGACCUCGGCGAGGAGGAGCAUGAGGAGUUCGAUUUCGGAGAGAUCAUGAUCCACCAGGUCAUCCACACGAUCGAGUUCUGCCUGAACUGCAUCUCGCACACUGCCUCGUACCUGCGUCUGUGGGCGCUCUCCCUGGCCCACCAGCAGCUGUCCAUCGUCCUGUGGGACAUGACCAUCGGCGGCGCCUUCAAGCAGGAGUCUUCCACCAUGCGCGUCCUCAUGAUCGUCGUCACCUUCUACCUGUGGUUCACCCUGACCAUCGCCAUUCUCUGCGUCAUGGAGGGCACCAGCGCCAUGCUUCACUCCCUCCGUCUGCACUGGGUCGAAGCCAUGAGCAAGCACUUCAUGGGUGAGGGUUUGCCCUUCAUGCCUUUCAGCUUCAAGACCCUCCUCGAGGAGGAUCCGGUGGAUUAGUUGUUUUGUUUGCACCCAGAUUGUACUGUACAUUCCUUUUUUCGUGUGUUGUGAUCGUUCCUCGUUUUUCUUCUAGCUAGCUAGCAUCUUGGAUUAGACCGUUCUAGUUCGAUUCCGUACUAGAGCUUAUUCCCUGCAAUUGAGAUCGUAGG